Molecule: messenger RNA, 1412 nt
Organism: Magallana angulata
Lineage: Eukaryota; Metazoa; Mollusca; Bivalvia; Ostreida; Ostreidae
Exons: 5
Coding region: 11-895 (294 amino acids)
Source: RefSeq, a predicted model, not a curated record
AUCAAGGAAUAUGAGUACCGGUACAAAAUUCUUCGCUACACUUCUUGCUUUAAGUUUCGGAUUUUAUUCCGUAAAUACAUUGAAUUUUUAUCAGUGUUCAGACAAUGACUACAGGAUGGAAUGCGACUGGAGCUCUGGUGCGUUAUAUAGUGGGUGCGUCGCCCCUACUAUCAGAGAAAUCGCGUUUCAAUUUUUUGAUGCAUCAUCAGCCAUUGAUUUAAGCUGCAGUAAUUCUGUCGACAGGAUUUUCAUUGCGGAAUGUGAUAAUGUCUGCACAAAUCUUGGAAGAAUUCUAAGAUCGAGUCAUGUUUUCGAGGUGUUUUGUGCGGAUUUGAAAUGUGAGUUCCCCCCUAGCAUUCCCACUAGGUUCUCUUCAAAGAUGACCACCACCACAAUAGAAUCCCCCACCCAGGAUGUAAAGGAGUUCUCCCCUAGCAUUCCCACUAGGUUCUCUUCAAAGAUGACCACCACCACAAUAGAAUCCCCCACCCAGGAUGUAAAGGAGUUCCCCCCUAGCCUUCCAAAUGGUAUCACCACAAGAGAAUCCCCCACGACCACCCAGGAUGUAAAAGUACAUACAUCCGUGAUCACCUCCAGAGGAACAACGGCUAGGGAGACUACAGACGAUACACCGCCUGCGAAAACAACAUCCUCAAGUUCAACAGUGACCAUUAUUAUAAGUAAAUACUUAUCCAUAUCUUCUUUUUGUUUGUCACUUAUUACAAUAAUUAUAACAAUAACUUUUUUGAAAUUAUUGCAUGUUAAAAUAAAACAAAACCAAUCUUUAAGAAGUCCAAUAUAUACUGGAUCAAGUUUUUCACUUGACUCUUUUCAAUUUGAUUCAGAAGGUUAUUUAAGACCACACACUGAUGAAUUAUAUGAGGAUGUUCUUUAAUUUUUUUCAGCUGUCUGUGCAGUUUUGACAACUACUUUAAUUAUCAUAACUAUAUUUUGGUUAAAAAAGAAAAGAUAUCAUAAUUUGUUGUAUCCAAAAUAUCAUGAACAACACCAAUUAGAAAUAAGAGAUGAUCAGUUAUAAUUCACACUUAGCACAUACAUUUACAAUAUUUUUAAUGUUGACUUUUUAAAAAUUCUUAUAUCUCAAAAUAAAAACAAAAUGAAUCACUAAGAAGACCAAUAUAUUCUGGAUCCAACUCACACAUCUCAUUUAUUCCUUUAAAGCUGAAGGUUAUUUAAAAACCAGAUUGAUGAUAUUUUUGACAAGGUUUUUUAAUUUUUUUUUUUUAGUUGUCUGCACAGCAUUGAUAUAGCAUCGUUAAUAAUGAUAAAUGCAAAAAAAAAACAAUUUAAUUUGUUAUAUCCAGAGUGUCUUUGACUUGUGAUGAAUAUUUAAUAACAAUGUUUUAUUACAUCUCUUGCAAUGAAGUACAACUAUGCAUUAUAAAUUUACU